UUUUCUUUCGGCCCCCGGUCCCUUUAAAAGGGAGCCACUCGAUCCUCGGCCAUCGCGGAAAAGAAAUCCAUGGCCUCCAUGGAGGAGGUGCUGCCGAACGCAAUCGUGCCGGGCAUGACCGGAUAUCUAUCCAAUGUCUCGAAGCUGGACAUCUCCAACGAGAAGUACUCCAACGCGCGACGGCAAAGCUUGGACCUAGGCCCACAAAUGGCCGUGGCGACGACCGCCAACCGCCAGUUCGAGGCACAGAAGGAGGAGAUCCUCUACAUCCUCUCAGAGAGUGGGGAUGAAGCGACCCGCGACAAGAUUCUGGACGGGUCCUACGCCUUCACGUUUCUGUACAAGAAGCGGAAGUGCAUCGGGGGUGCCAUCCACAUCGCCUCGUUGCAGAGGGACGGGGAGCUGUUGGAACGGUUGCUGGAGAUGAAGGCGGACAUCAACGCGGAGUGCAAGUACCGAGCCUUUGAGAAGGAGGGGCGCGCAAAGCCCAUCCAUUUGGCGGUGCAGGGCUGCCUCGAGAACGUUCAGCUGUUGAUGAAUGCUGGAGCCGACAUCAACGCGCGUGUGCUGCUGGAUGGCAAGGAACACUUCUGCCCACUGCACGACGCGGUCUUUUUUCGAGACAUGGAGGUGGUGAGAUAUCUCUUAGACUGCAUGGCCAGUGUGGAUGAGACCAACCUGGACGGCAUGACGGCCCUGCACGUGGCCGCCAAGAUGGGCGCCUCGGACCUCGCGGAGCUCCUGGCGCGCUACGGCGCCGACAUGGAGCUCCGGGACAACAGCCGGCGCACUGCCCUGGAGGUGGCGGUGGAGUCCGGGGUCUUUCCUCAGAGGCGGCUGCACCUUUUGGCCCGCUUCCGCAUCGGGGACAUCCUCACGGUGUCCGACCACUGCCCCGGCGCCGCCACGGAGUUCAUCCGGAAUCUGCUCUGCGACUUCGCCGGGGCGGAGUCUGCGGACGCCGUAGCACACCGGCCCCAGGUUGCGAAUGAGCUGCAGAAAGAAGACAGCCUCUCGGUGGCGCACUGGAUCCUGCUCUUAGAGCAGACGCCCGACGCGGCCGACUACUUGUUGGAGAUCCUGACUGUGGAGCCCGAUGAGGACAGUGUGUACCACCACCCCCUGCCGAACCAGGCACGGUUGAAAGAGCUGCGGGCGGACUACAACACCGACCUCACUUGGAAGUGCGACACCGAACAGGGCGUCAGUGAGCGCGCCUGGCCGGAGUGGCACGACCGGCUGUCGCCGGGAGCACGCAGGAACCACGGUGCCGUGAAGAACCAGGCCACCAACAACCGCUUCUCGCGCUUGGGCAACGGCUACUUCAGUUCCGCGGAUCGCGCCUACCGGGCCAUCGAGCGGAACCGCCAGCUGGUGCCGGUGCACAUGCGGCAGCUGCGCUUUCGGGGCGUGGUGUGCUCAGAGGUCUUGCUGGCCCUAAGUGAGACCAAGUAUGUCGACAUCUUCCGCAACCCGGCCAUCGUCGCCUUGCUGCAGUACUGCUGGGAGGCCUUUGUCAUGCGCUGGUACAUGCUGCAGGUAGUGCACCGCGUCAUCGAGCUGCUAGUGCUGUCUGGGUGGACCUACACGAAGGGCAACAGCGCGGAAGUGCCCUACUGGCAGCGGCGCUUGUCGUGGACCAUCCUGCUGGAGAGCGCGGCCCGUGACACCUUCUUCGAGCUCGUUCAGGCGUAUGCAGCGAUCUUCACCUUGCGUGGCCCCGGCUCCUACUUCGGGAAGGUAGGGAACUACGUGGACAUGGCUGUGAUCGUGAGCUUCAACGUCUUGGUGGCGCGGGCCUCUAUGCAAAGCUUCCACCUGGACGACUGGCAGGAGUUCUUCGCGGUCCUAGUGUUUCUGCGGUGGUUCCAGAUGCUCUUCACCUUGCGCGCCUUCAAGUUGGGCGGCAUCGGCGUUAAGGGCAUCAUCCCCAUCCUUCAUUCGGUCAAGAAGAUCGGGGGGAUGAUGAUCAUCUGCUCCUUCGUCUUCGCAGGGUUUUUUCACGCCUUCCUGGUCCUGGACAAUGGCGUCGCUGGCGGUCCUUGGGAGGUGCUGAUCAACACCAUGAAGCUGCUGUUCAUGGUGGAUGGUGAUGGAAUUGUGGGCACCUUGAAGCUGGGUGGCCGCGGCGAUGCUGCAGGCACGGGGGACUACAUCACCGCGGCCUCGCUGCUGAUCGCAGUCAUCAUCUUCUGCAUCAGCUUGCUGAACCUCUUCAUCGCGGUGCACGGCCGCGCCUACUCGGAGGCCCAUGCCCACGCCACGGAUCUCUUCCUGCAGGAGCGGUCCAGCAUUUGCUUGAGCUGCAUGGUGCAGCCUCAGCUGCCCUGCCUAGCCCGAGGGCGAUGCUGGCUGGUGUUCUGGUGCAUCCUGUCAUUCAUCCUACUCGGACUUUGGGUGCUUUGUAUUGUUAUCGAGGACUGCCCCGCCUGGUUGGCCGCCUUCAUUUUAUUCUUCGCCUUCUACCUGUUGAACGGCUGCUUGCUGGCGUGGCCAUGGGCCAGCGAGGAGGUCCGAAGGGAGAGCUUCCUCUGGUGGUGCGCCCCCAGCGGUCGGAAGUACGGGAACUCCGGCGAGGAGGCGGAGAGUGAGCGGCUCAUCGAGGACAUGGCGGAGCGGCUGGUGAGGCUGGAGAAGCACGUGGACGAGCUGCGGCUGGGCAGUAUGCAGCCCCGGACCCCGGCCAACCUGAAGCAGACCCGCCAGUCCUGGCGCUGAGGAUCCAGGGAGACUUCUCCGGUGAACCGGCGCCGUUUUUCAAUGCGGCCAAAGUCGCGUUUUAUGUUGAAAAGGCCCGCGGUUCACGAAAUGACCCCCUC
Molecule: messenger RNA, 2819 nt
Organism: Effrenium voratum
Lineage: Eukaryota; Dinophyceae; Suessiales; Symbiodiniaceae
Source: the annotation of a GenBank genome assembly